Messenger RNA from Pipistrellus nathusii (Nathusius's pipistrelle), 2727 nucleotides. NCBI's taxonomy places the organism in Eukaryota, Metazoa, Chordata, Mammalia, Chiroptera, Vespertilionidae. The record is from the annotation of a GenBank genome assembly.
AUGAGAGUCCUAGUCUUAUGGCUCAUCUCCCUCUUCCCCAUCACUGAGGGCAGUGAAGGCUUCUUUGGGAGAAAUGAUGGCAUCAAGACAAAAAGAGAACUCACAGUGAAUAAGAAAAAGCACCCAGCGCAGGAAUAUGAGCUGUUGCUUCAGGUGCCCUAUAGAGAUUCCAAGGAGAAAAGAGACUUGAAGAAAUUGCCGAAACUUCUGAAGCAUCCAUUAUUAUGGCUCCAUGGGCCAAUGAAGAUCAUCAGAGCGAAGGCAACCACAUACUGUGGCCACCAGAAUGGGGGCCUCCAGUGUACCUGUGAAGAUGGCUAUACCUGGUUUCCUCCUGCAUGCCUUGAUCCCCAAAAAUGCUACCUUCACAUGGUUGGACCACUCCAGACUUGUGACUGUCAUCUCAAGAACCUCACCGGGAGUGUCAAUUUCUGUGAGAGAACAAAAGUUUGGGGCACUUUCAAAAUUAAUGAAAGAUUUACAAAAGACCUUCUGAAUUCAUCUUCUGCUCUAUACUCCAAAUAUACCACUGAAAUCGAAAUUCAACUUAAAGAAGCAUACAAAAGAAUUCAAGGUUUUGAGUCAGUUCGUGUCACUCAAUUUCGAAGUAGAAGCAUCAUUGCUGGGUAUGAAGUUGUUGGCUCCAGCAAUACAUCUGAGUUGCUGUCAGCCAUGGAACAGAUGACUGAGAAGGCCAAGGGAGGCCUUCAGAAGCUAUUUCCACUGGAAGAUGACUCUUGGAGAGUGUUUGGAAAAGUUCAGUGUAAUAGCAUUGCCUUUGGAUUUGGAUUUAAGAACGAUGAGUAUACGCUUCUCUGUAGCAGUGGCUACACUGGGUACAUCACAGCCAAGUGCCAGCCCUCUGGAUGGCAGGUCAUCAGGGAGACAUGCGUGCUUUCUCAGCUAGAAGAACUGAAGAAGAAUUUCAGUGUGAUUGCAAGCAAUGCCACUGAGGCAGCCAUGUCAUCCUUGGUGCGAAAUCUUUCAGUCCUCAUUCAGCAAAACCCAUCAACCACAGCUGGGAAUCUGGCUUCCGUGGUGUCAAUUCUGGGCAAUGUCUCAUCUCUGUCACUGGCAAGCCAUUUCAGUGUGUCCAAUUCAACAAUGGAGGAUGUCAUCAGUAUAGCUGACCACAUCCUUAAUUCAACAUCAGUAACCAACUGGACAGUAUUACUGCAGGAAGAAAAGCAUGCCAGUUCCCAGUUACUAGAGACAUUGGAAAACAUCAGCAUUCUGGUACCUCCGACAGCUCUGCCUCUGAACUUUUCUCGGGAAUUCAUUAACUGGAAAGGGAUUCCAGUGUCUGAAAACCAACACAAGACAGGUUACAACUAUCAACCUGAAAUGUUCUCGCCAAAUACUUCCAUUCCCAUCAGAGGCCGUGUGUUAAUUGGGUCAGACCAAUUCCAGGGGACCCUUCCAGAAACUAUUAUCAGCAUGGCCUCAUUGACCUUGGGGACCAUUCUACCCAUAACCCAAACUGGAAAUGCUCAGGUCAAUGGGCCCGUGAUAUCCACGGUUAUCCAAAACUAUUCCAUAAAUGAAGUCUUCCUGGUUUUUUCCAAGAUAGAGUCAAACCUGAGUCAGCCUCAUUGUGUGUUUUGGGAUUUUAGUCAUUUGCAGUGGAAUGAAGCAGGCUGUCACCUACUGAAUGAAACUCUAGACACAGUGAUGUGCCGGUGUACUCACCUGACCUCAUUCUCCAUGCUGAUGUCACCUUUUGUCCCUCCUGCCGUCAUUCCGGUUGUGAAGUGGAUCACCUUUGUGGGGCUGGGAGUCUCCAUUGGAAGUCUCAUCUUAUGCCUGAUCAUCGAGGCUCUGUAUUGGAAGCAGGUCAAGAAAAACCAAACAUCGCACACACGUCAUAUUUGCAUGGUCAACAUAUCCCUAUGCCUCCUGAUUGCCGAUGUUUGGUUUAUUGUUGCUGCCACUUUGGAUGCCACGGUCAACCCUUCUGGGGUCUGCAUAGCUGCAGUGUUCUUUACACACUUUUUCUACCUCUCCUUGUUCUUUUGGAUGCUCCUGCUCGGCCUCCUGCUGGCUUAUCGGAUCGUCCUCGUGUUCCAUCACCUGGCCAUGCCUUCAAUGCUGGCUGUAGGGUUCUGCCUCGGCUAUGGGUGUCCUCUCAUUAUAUCUGUCAUCACCAUUGCAGUCACACAACCUAGCCAUGGCUACGAAAGGAAAGACAUGUGUUGGCUGAACUGGUCCGGUGGAAGCAAACCCCUCUUGGCCCUCGCUGUCCCCGUGCUGACUAUCGUAGCUGUGAAUCUCGUGGUGGUAUUCUUAGUUCUCACGAAGCUCUGGAGGCCCGCAGUUGGAGAGAGGCUGAGUCAGGACAACAAGGCCACGAUCGUCCGCAUGGGGAAGAGCAUCCUCAUCCUGACGCCUCUGCUGGGGCUCACCUGGGGCUUUGGCCUAGGAGUAAUGGUGGACAGCCAGAAUCUGGCCUGGCAUGUUAUUUUUGCACUGCUCAAUGCCUUCCAGGGUUUUUUCAUCUUAUGCUUUGGAAUGCUCUUGGAUAGUAAGCUUCGACAAUUGCUGUUCAACAAGUUGUCUCCUUUAAGCUCUUUGAAGCAACCAUCAAAGCAAAACUCAUCAGAAUUAUCUGCCAAACCCAAAUUUGCAAAGUCUUCCAACCCAGUGCAACACAAAGGCACUUAUGCAUUUUCUCAUUCUGGAGAGUCCUCAAUUGAUAUCAUGCUAACUCAGUUUUUAUCAACUGAAUAA